Salmo salar (Atlantic salmon) is the source of this 6862-nucleotide messenger RNA. The record is from RefSeq and is a predicted model, not a curated record. Lineage: Eukaryota; Metazoa; Chordata; Actinopteri; Salmoniformes; Salmonidae.
AUGGACAGACUGAUGACGGAUGACAAGAACAACGGGAAAGCCACGAAGAAGAAGUCCUUCUCUGACCCCAGUCGCCGUGGUGACGGCCCCCUGCUUGACGAACCAGGGUUCAAAAGUCACCAUCACCCUAAAGAACCAGUCAGUGAGCUGGAUCAGCCUGGUCAGAUCCCACCCUCCAGCAGUGAGCCAAUCCUGAGUGAGCAGAGAGAUGAACUUUGGGAGCUCGGAGAUGAAUGUGGACGCCCAUUACUUAGUCGCCAUGGCAACAAUGAAGGCGGGAAAUUCCGCUCCCAAUCAGAAAGGGAGGUGCACUCCUGUCUCCAUGGUGAUGACACAGACGGAGUGGGAGGAGGGGAGAUAUUGAACUCUGACCUCAAAUUAGCGGAGGUUGUGUCUCCCAGAAUGGGCCGGCGGACCUACAGGAAACGCCCCAACUGGGUCACCCAAUCAGCAUCAGAGGAGCCGAACCACUCGGAACCAGGCCCAGAGCACCAGGAUCAAGACCAGACUGAUCUCACCCCCCCAUUGCCCCUGGCCCCCCCCAAACCCAAAACUAGAUCCAAGCACGUCCGCCACGCCAGCGAACCUGCCACCUUCAUCCCCAUCUUCCCACCUCCACAGCCCCAGCGAGCCCAGGGGGAUCUGCCUUCCCUACUACCCGCCUGUGAACCCUCCAUCCUGGGUAAGCCCACCAGUGAAGAGGCCCCCUCCCUGGAAGAUGUGACCAAGCGGUAUAUUCUGGCCCUGAAUGCUCCAGGGGGCGAGAGCGACCCGUCUGGUUCUGAGUCUGGGUCUAGAGGAACGGUGCCUGUACCAGACGGGUCCAACUCCAGCCCUGCUACUCCCAGUGGUGCCAGAGAACCCAGACUGCAGAGGAAGAGCAGCGAGGAGCUGACCAUACCAGCCCCACAGAGAGCCAAACCCAGAGUGGAUAUGAGAAGACAUGUCAUGAUGACCCUCCUGGACACUGAGCAGUCUUAUGUGGAGUCGCUCCGGACACUGAUACAGGGCUAUAUGCGGCCUCUGAAGCAGCCAGACAGUGGAUCCCUUGUUGAUCCCUCAUUGGUGGAUGAGAUGUUCUAUCAGAUCCCAGAGAUCCUGGAGCACCAUGAGUACUUCCUGGAACAGGUUACUGGCUGCAUUAGCCAAUGGCACGACAGACAGACUGUGGGCCAGUUGCUUAUCCAAUCGUUCUCCAAAGAGAUUCUUGCUAAUAUUUAUUCAGCAUACAUCGAUAACUUUCUGAACGCCAAAGACGCAGUGAGGAUCGCAAAGGAGGCCAAGCCGGCAUUCCUCAAGUUCCUGGAGACCAGUAUGCGUGAGAACAAGGAGAAGCAGGCCCUGGGUGAUCUGAUGAUCAAGCCUGUCCAGAGGAUCCCCCGUUAUGAGCUGCUGGUCAAGGAUCUGUUGAAGCACACUCCUGAGGAACAUCCAGACCACCCGUUGCUAUUGGAUGCCCAGAGAGACAUCAAGCGAUUGGCUGAGAAGAUCAAUAAGGGGCGUCGCUCUGCGGAGGAGGUGGAGAGAGAGACACGCGUCAUGCAGGAGAUUGAAGCCCACAUCGAGGGCGUAGAACACGUCAGAGAUAUCCUUAACCCAAUGAGGAAGUUCCUGAGACAGGAGAUGGUGAUGGAGGCGAAGACCGUGGGGGGUAAGAAGGACCGCUCUCUCUUCCUCUUCAGUGAUCUGCUCAUCUGCACCACCCUCAAGAGGAAGUCUGGAUCCCUGAGACGCAGCUCCAUGAGCCUGUACUCUGUUGCCAGUGUGAUCGACACUUCCAGUAAAUAUAAGUUCCUGUGGAAACUUCCCCUAGAGGACGUGGAGAUGGUGAAAAGCCCCUCCCAGGCAACCAACAAAGAGGCCAUCCAGAAGAUGAUUGGUCGACUGGAUGAGGACCUGAGUACACUGGGACAGAUCAGCAAACUAUCAGAGACUCUCAGCUUCUCUCACCAGUCUCUGGAUGAUGUGAUUAAGGACUUGAUGGCGUCAGUCCACAGGGAGCUUGCAGAGAAACAGUCUCUAGCCUUCAGUAUGACCUUCCUGCCCACCAAGCUGGAGCUGACCACCGCCUCGGCAGAAACCAGCUUCGUCUUCGAGUUCAGCUCCCCAGACACACGCAGCAACUUCCAACAGGCCUUCGAAGAUGCCAAGAAGAAACUGGCAAUGAAUAAGGACCAGUGGGACCCAGAGUUCCUGAAGGCUAUCCCCAUUAUGAAGACUCGUAGUGGGAUGCAGUUCUCCUGUGCCUCCCCCAGCCACAGUUGUCCAGAGAGCAGCAGUGAGGUGUGGGUGUGUAACAGUGAUGGUUACGUGGGCCAGGUGUGCCUGCUGAACAUCAGAGACCAGCCCACUGUAGAGGCCUGUAUCGCUGUCUGCUCUGCUAGGAUCAUCUGCAUCGCCGCAGUCCCUGGACUCAAGGGGAGGUUGGUACACAGAGCAGAGUGUACAAACACACACGUAUCAGUCCCUGGACUCAAGGGGAGGGAACGUGGAGUGGCGCACUCCCCAGCCCCUCCCCCUGUAGCUGUUGACUCCACCCCAUCCCGGCAGCAGCAGCUACACAUCUCCAUCUCUCAUUCGUCGCUGGAGCUGACCGAGCCCCCUUCAGGGGCGGGGCCAGAGUUAGUUCCGUUUGACAAUGAUGACACGGACGAUGAAGAUUCUCCUAGCCCCUCCUCCACUCUGCAGAGCCAAGCCAGUCACUCUACUGUGUCAUCCAGCUAUGGUAAUGAGGAGGGGUCUGGUUCUAAGGACAUGGCUACAGAGACCACCAGUAGUGAGGAGGAGCAGGACUACGCAGUGGCCAGUCCUUAUGGAGCUCCAGGCAGGCUAGGGGUGGGUGGAAGAGGUCGACCCCACAGCGAGAGCCCCAUGGACGGGAGAGCGAUGCGCCGCUCCUCCCGGGGAUCCUUCACUAGAGCCAGUCUGGAGGAUCUGCUCAGCAUUGACCCGGAGGCUUACCAGAGCUCUGUGUGGCUGGGUACAGAGGACGGAUGUAUCCAUGUGUACCAGUCAUCAGACAACAUCCGCAACCGUAAAAACAGCAUGAAGAUGCAGCAUUCUGCCCCCAUCCUGUGUAUUCUCUACCUGGACAACAAGGUGUUUGUGUCCCUGGCCAACGGAGAUGUGAUCGUCUACCAGAGGGAGGUGGGGAGUUUCUGGGACGCCCAGUCAUCUCAGACGUUGAGUCUUGGCACGCCCAGUAGUCCUGUCACUAAGAUGGUCCCGGUCGGAGGGAAGCUGUGGUGUGGUUCACAGAACCGCGUUCUCAUCAUCAACACAACCACACUGGUGCAAGAGCACUGGUUCCAGGUGGGCACAGACAGCAGUAGGUGUGUUACCUGCAUGGUGAGCUACGGCCAGGGGGUGUGGCUGGCGCUCCAGGGUAGUGCCCAGAUCAGACUUUACCACGCCCAGACCUGGGACAGCCUGACGGAGGUGGACGUGGCCCCCGCCGUGCACAAGAUGCUUGCAGGUUCAGAUGCGAUCAUCCGGCAACACAAGGCAGCGUGUUUGAGGAUCACAGCUCUCCUGGCCUGUAAGGACCUGCUGUGGAUCGGGACCAGUGCAGGGGUGGUGCUGACCCUGUCUAUCCCAGCCGUCAGCUCUGGGACUGUGUCAGGGACGCUGCGGUCACCUCUGACCCCCAUGGGCUCCGCUCACGGACACACUGGCCAUGUUAGGUUCCUCACCUCCAUAGAACUACCUGAAGGCUUCGACGUCAACUUCCCCCUGCCCGCCGAUAUCACAGGCAACCCAGCCCAGAGUGGUGUUGAAGGGGGUAAUGGGGGUCUGCAGAGGCGAGACUCCGCUCGCCGUCGCGCCUCCGUCCUCCUGCCCGUCAAAACCAAUCAGUUGGUGAUCUCCGGUGGCGACGGCUACGAGGACUUCCGACUGACCAAUAGCAGUGAGACAGUGGGGCGGGAUGACAGUACCAACCACUUACUGCUGUGGAGGGUCUGAGCCAAUCAGCCGGCCACAUUUAUAAAAACCCACCCCUUCAGCACCAGCAACAUACUGCCCUGGAGGAUGUGAGGCCAAGCCCCCUGCCCCGGGUCUGAGCCAAUGAGAGUCCCCCGACCCAUUUAAACCCCACCCUCAGCAAAAACCACACAUAAACCCGGCCCCUCCUCCUCAAACCCCGCCCCCGUUUUUAUUAGGUCCAGUAUUUUUUGUUCUUUGCUCCGUCUUCUGAUCUCUCUGCAUGGGUGUUGUUAGCCCAGACUGAAAAACUACAGGGUCGCUUCAAACCAGGUUUCUGUUGCUGUUUUACUUUGUUCUGAUGCAACUGUCUGUGUUGUUAAUCACUGAGUGAUGUCUCUUUGGUGUUUCGGCGUGAAUCACCCUCCACUUGUACUGCUCAGUCUGUGGACUCUGUCUCUACAGACUUUACUAGGAGAGAGGGAGGGAACAAGUGGGAGAGAGGGAGUGAAAGAGAGAGAGUGAGAGAUUGGGAAAGGGACAGUGACCAAAGAAAAGAGUGUGUGGAUAAGGACAGACCGAUUAGGUGAAGGAUAGGGAGAGAGGAGAGAGAGAGAUUGAGGCAGACAGGGUGAAAGGGUACUGAUGGGAAGAAGAUUGUGAAUUCUGCAACAAGCCAAAUGAUGGACUGAUGGAAGUAAAAAUGGAACAAGGCCAUCAUAACACUCCAUCCUAGGGAGGAGAGGAGAAAGGGAUGGAACAAGGCCAUCAUAACACUCCAUCCUAGGGAGGAGAGGAGAAAGGGAUGGAACAAGGCCAUCAUAACACUCCAUCCUAGGGAGGAGAGGAGAAAGGGAUGGAACAAGGCCAUCAUAACACUCCAUCCUAGGGAGGAGAGGAGAAAGGGAUGGAACAAGGCCAUCAUAACACUCCAUCCUAGGGAGGAGAGGAGAAAGGGAUGGAACAAGGCCAUCAUAACACUCCAUCCUAGGGAGGAGAGGAGAAAGGGAUGGAACAAGGCCAUCAUAACACUCCAUCCUAGGGAGGAGAGGAGAAAGGGAUGGAACAAGGCCAUCAUAACACUCCAUCCUAGGGAGGAGAGGAGAAAGGGAUGGAACAAGGCCAUCAUAACACUCCAUCCUAGGGAGGAGAGGAGAAAGGGAUGGAACAAGGCCAUCAUAACACUCCAUCCUAGGGAGGAGAGGAGAAAGGGAUGGAACAAGGAGUGAACACUAAACGUCUCUGUUCUCUGAACAAAGAAACUAAAGAGUAAACAUUAUAAAAGUAACCAAUGUGCAAUAUAUGGCAAGGGUACCGGGUACUAUAUAAACACACACACACACACUUUCUUCACUCGUUUGACAAAACACUGCUCGUCUCUCCAUAGCCUAUGACAAACAUACACAUACACCUCGUUCUCACACCUAAAUCACUUUUGUGUUUAUUAUUUUAAAGAUUUUUUGUUCUAUUUAAAGAGAAACAACGUCCCACUACCGCAGUGAAGUGUGUUUUAAAGCAUUUGUUUUAGGGGGCUGUAGUAGAAGAGAUAUGUUUGUACAGUAUUUAUGUUUUUGAUUUCAUCUUUGUCUUUUUACAGCACUUAAUUUAUAGAUGUGUUUUUCUCUCUUUCUUUGCUCCGAAGAGAUGAUUUACAGGAGCUCUGACACACACACACACACACACACACACACACACACACACACACACACACACACACACACACACACACACACACACACACACACACACACACACACACACACACACACACAGCCUAUAUAGCAUCACACACAAACAAACCAGUGCCCUCAGGGUCAAGUGGUGAUAGUGUUUAAUCUCUUCAAGCCAAUAGACCUCCCCUACAAACCAUCUGGGGACAUCACCUUUAACCACUCCAACCAAAUGUAUCAGCAUUAGGCUAAUUCCCCCAUUGUGAGCCAAUGAAGAGGCUAACGGAUAAUCGGGCGCGACAGGUAGCCUAGCGGUUAAGAGUGUUGGGCCAGUAACCGAAAGGUCGCUGAUUCAAAUCCCCGUGCCGAAUAGGUGAAGAAAAAAAAUAUGUCAAUGUGCUCUUGAGUGAGGCACAAUCCUAAUUGCUUCUGUAAGUUGCUCUGGAUAAGAGCGUCUGCUAAAUGACUAAAAUGUAAUCGGAUAACCUGCUCCUUUGAUACUCGUCUGCUGCUAGCUGUGUUUCUGUGUAGAGGUAUAUUAGCGGAGCAGCCUGUCUCUGUGUACUUGCUAAGUGCUCUGAACUUUAGCCAAGUGUGCAAUUCUAGUUAGUUAUUCUAUCCGUGUUAUUGUGAUGUCAUAUUGGGUAGGCUGUGGAACCAUCUGGACUUUAGAGCGAAGAUAUUUCUACCCGUUAUAUUCCCAUGGUCCUUCUCCACCCACCUCUUUUCACAGUAACUGCAUACUACAUUUUAUAAACACUACAUUGUAGAAAAUGAAGUAAAAGACUUUCAUGCUAGCUUUCAUGUUAAUCAAGAAACAGAAUUUAGUAGAAUAUCACUGUGGCAAAGACAUUUAGAAUUUAUCAUUCACACUACUUCUAACCGUUAUAAUAAUUUCAUGCUGCCAUCCUAGUAAAUUUCAGUAAUUCAUGUAAGUAACCUUUCUGCCAGUGUGUGAAAAAAGUCUUUAUUGUGUAAUGUAAAUAUUGGUAUAUAUUGCCUUUUUUUUCUGUAAAUAGUGCACCCACGGUCCUCAAUUGUUGAUAUGAAUUGAAUGGCAUAUUUUUAUAUACUAUGUGUAUGUUUUUUCUCCUCUGGCAUGCUCUGUCAGUCACGUUUAAAUUAUAACUGUCACAGAAUUACAAAAGAGAGAAACUAGACAGCUUCUAUGGUCAUACUUCAGUUGUCAUGGUUACUUCACAGCUUCUUCCUGUAGCUGUUUCUGUUUCGUCACUUCUUCUUUGGAAUUAAAUCAUUUCACUGGUGCCAGA